AAUGGGUGUUUUUGGAUUUUCCCCAGAAAAGAAUAGGGGUUCGUCUCCGCCGGCCUACCGGUCGCUGCAAUGGAGUGCGCGGCGAAGGGGCUGGCUGCGGAGCCGUGCGCCGGCGGCAGCGCUCACCGGCGGUGCGGCAGCUGCGGGGCCGUCGCCUACUGCUCCCCUGCACACCAGAUUAUACAUUGGAGAGUUCACAAAGAAGAAUGUGAGAGGCUUGCAAAACAAAUGAGCCGCAUCGAUAUGCUAAGCCAAUUUCCAUUUACAUUCUCUGUGGAACCUCCUGCUCAGAACCAUACAUUCCCAAGUACAAGGUGCUCCUUUUUGCAAUCAAUCAAACUUCACCAAAAAGGACUCUGGAAAUCAGAAUGCAUAUGUGGCCCAGAGGUUGCUUCUUUGAAGGACAUAAGCAUUGCAGCUGAAUGGAAGUUGCAAAGCUCCCUCUGCCCAUGUACAGAGCCUGAGAAUCCUGUUCCCACAACCCUGGCAAGUUGGGAAGACUACUAUCAGUGGAGAUCCCUUCCUUUUCAUUCACCUGUUGCAGUUUUACUUCAUUGGCCGCUUACUCUAUAUCAUUGCCUUCAACUAUCUCACUUCCAAACCUCAAGAUAUGAUGGCCAGGACACCUUGUGCAUUCACUAUUUAGGACCUGAGAAAGAGCUACUUCAGCUUGCGGUGUUUGGGGAACUACGUGCACUAUUUCCGGGUGUCCAGAUUCACAUUGAACUUGUGGGGCCAGCAGUUCCAAAAUCUAGGGAUGGCGAGGUUGUAAACAUAUCCAAAUAUGCACAUUGUUCAGAUGAGAACUGCUGUUGUAAAUCUUCUACUGGUUCUGAAGAUUUGAGUUGCAGUGCAGUGACACUCAAACUGUGGAAAGGGUUCUAUCAUGAGAGAUUCAGGGAUAUAAUGAAGGAUUCAAAUCCUCAUCUUAUCGUUGCCCCAAAUGCUGGUGUGGCUGCAUAUCCUAGUUGGAUGCCGACUAUUGAAAUAAUUAGCGGGACUGGGAUUCCUGCAAUUUUUACGGACUUUUGUGAAGAAGCUGCACAUCUAGCAUCCUGCUGCAUAAGCCUCAUAACUGGUCAACCCCUCAAAGUCCCAAUCCAGGCAAACCCUUUCAGGCAGCCGAUUGCAGUGGAUAACAAUGCACUAUACCUACCAUGCUACUCUAAUUGCUUUGUUUUUGGGAUGUAGAAUUGUCACUUUGUAUCACCAUGAAAUAUCCAGACCUUCAUUGCUGAGAAGUAGUAAUGUAACUUUUCAAAGAAGACAAGGAUACCAUGAAAUUAAUAAAUUUUCCAUGGAUGAAAUUA
Messenger RNA from Phragmites australis (common reed), 1310 nucleotides. RefSeq lists its product as uncharacterized. NCBI's taxonomy places the organism in Eukaryota, Viridiplantae, Streptophyta, Magnoliopsida, Poales, Poaceae. Bases 70 to 1191 code for a protein of 373 amino acids. The transcript has 11 exons. The record is from RefSeq and is a predicted model, not a curated record.